GUAGUAAGGAUGCCAGGGGGGCAGUACCAGGUGUCCACCAGGAGGAAGACUCUCCACAGCCGCUAUAGCCUGUCAGUCAGCUCGUUAGGUCGGCAGGAUGAGGAGGAGGAUACCCCGCCACCAUGCCUCAGCCCUCUGGAGAAGCUCACCACCAAAAUGUGUCAGGAUGAGCAGACCAUCAAGGAGCUGAUCGUGGGCCGUAGGAUUGGCUUCUACAAGGUCCGAGGUGAGAUCGGCUCUGGAACCUUCUCCCACGUCAAAAUGGCCUUCCACUCCCUCACCAAAGACAAGGUGGCCAUCAAGGUGCUGGAUAAGAUGCGACUGGAUGUUCAGGCCCAGAGGCUGCUCUCCAGGGAGAUCUCCUGCAUGGAGGCCCUGCAGCAUGCCAAUGUGGUGCGUCUGUACGAGGUGGUGGAGUCACACAGCCGACUCUACCUGGUGCUGGAGUAUGCCGGUGGAGGGGACCUCCACACACACAUCUGCUCCGAUGGCAAGCUGUCAGAAGCCGAGGCCAAGAUCACCUUCGCACAAAUCCUAUCCGCCAUCAAACACAUGCACGACAAAAACAUAAUCCACCGGGACCUGAAGGCUGAGAAUGUACUGUACACCUGUAAUGGCUGUGUGAAGGUGGCUGACUUUGGAUUCAGCACCAGGGUCACCAACUGCAGUGACACCCUGGACACCUUUUGUGGCUCUCCCCCCUAUGCUGCGCCUGAACUCUUCAGGGACGAGUGCUAUGUGGGGCCGCCAGUGGACGUAUGGGCCAUGGGCGUCCUGCUCUUCUUCAUGGUGACUGGCACCAUGCCCUUCCGAGCCGAAACCAUGGGCAAGCUGAGGCUCACUGUUAUAGAGGGGGUCUACACCCUUCCGCCCUGGGUGCCAGGCCCAUGCCAGCGGCUGAUUCGGGGCAUCCUGAAGCCUGUGCCAACGGAACGCUAUGCGGUGGACCAGAUGCUGGGCUGUGACUGGCUGCUUCCUGUGGAGUACCCGUGGACUGUGGUGCCACCGGUCCCCCUCAACCCUCUGCGCCUGGCGGAUGCAGAGCCUGGGGAGCUGGAUGAUGAGGAGGAGGAGAUCAGGGCCUCCCUGGAGGAGCUGGGUGUCAACAUGGAACACAUACGCAACAAUGAGGGCAAGGACAGCCGCAGCCCCAUCACCGGACUUUACCGCAUCCUCUUACACCGUGCCCAGAAAAGGCGUGGCGCUGAGACUGUGCCUGUGGUCGGAGGGUUGGUCCGGGACCCUAAAAGAGAGGGCCUCCGAGCUUACAGAAGUCUGAUGCACUCCUCCAGGUUAUGUGUCCUUCAGUAAGUGACCAGCCUGGACGUGGGUCCUUGUAAACCUGCUUUAAUCCAUUGAAAAUUCACUCAGGGUCAU
Messenger RNA from Oncorhynchus mykiss (rainbow trout), 1377 nucleotides. RefSeq names its product serine/threonine-protein kinase NIM1-like. Lineage: Eukaryota; Metazoa; Chordata; Actinopteri; Salmoniformes; Salmonidae. Gene Ontology annotation, molecular function: ATP binding; tau-protein kinase activity. The record is from RefSeq and is a predicted model, not a curated record. Gene Ontology annotation, cellular component: cytoplasm. Gene Ontology annotation, biological process: intracellular signal transduction; microtubule cytoskeleton organization; protein phosphorylation.